AUGGCCCAGCACGUCGUUGUUGAAGGGGCUCUGCCGCGGCCACCGCCUACUCAACUCGCCCAUCCACGACUUGAAAUUGCCACAUUCGUCAACGACAUUCGUCAAUUUUCACUAUAUGUCCAAGCGCUUCAAAUUUAUUACAAUAGAGACAGAACAGACGUGGUAUCCCACUGGCAAAUCGGUGGAAUUCAUGGCCAACCGUAUGUCGAUUGGAAUGGCACGCCCAGUUUUGGGACUGGGUACUGUGUCCACGGUACCCCUCUCUUCCCUACCUGGCAUCGGCCAUACAUCGUCCUCUUUGAGCAAGAAAUACAGAGAAUCGCACGCGAACUUGCUGCAACAUAUACCUAUGACCGUCCAGCAUGGGAGACUGCAGCAGCUGCCCUGCGCCAGCCAUACUGGGGAUGGGAUAAGGUUGCAACGAUGGUUCCUCCUCUUCAGGUCACAACUUUGCCUACCGUAGACAUCUUGAAGCCCGACAGUCCGGCCACGGUGGCUGUUGAGAACCCGUUCUUGAAAUACACAUACCCAGCGGGCGCUAACUCGGUAUUAAUAGCCCCUUUUAAUACUUGGCCCAGCACUACACGAUAUCCGGAUGCAUUCGGUAAUAGUCAACCGGAUCAACUUCGAAACGCUCUCCAGGCUGUGGGGCCUCAAAUAGAAUACAAUACCCAAAGGCUUAUGUCAAUUGGUACUUGGAACGAGUUCACACUUGGGAGUAGCGGAACGGAUGGGCUGGAAAGUAUUCAUGACACAAUCCAUAUCAGAACAGGAGGAUCCUUGGGUAACAUGCAAUACGUCGAAACAGCGGCCUUUGACCCAAUUUUCUAUCUGCAUCAUGCACAAGUUGAUCGUGUUAUCGAUCUCUGGCACAGGUCACACAACGUCUGGACACCAGACGCAGCCGAUUUACUGCCGUUCCGAAGAACGCAAAAUGCGUACUGGAAGUCUCCAGAAAUUAUCGAUAACAGCCAGGUCUUCAACUAUAGCUAUGGUAAUGCAAUCAACCUUUCGCAAUCUGAUUAUAGCGAAGGCGUUGCAGCCAAAGCAAUCAGGGACACUGAACGUGAAUGGAGCGUCCGUGUUGAAUGCAAGAAAUACGAAGUCGGAGAGAGCUUCUCCGUUUACAUCUUCUUGGCAGACAAAGUGCCCUCCAACCACAAGGAAUGGCUCUUCAAUCCCGCAUUUGCAGGAUCCUUUGACGCUUUCGUCAACACGAACCCCAAGCAAUGUGCCAACUGCACCGCACAUGCUGAUAGUAUAAUCAAGGGCUUUGUACAUAUCAACAAGAAGUAUCUGGAGAGGUCAAGGAAGGCAUCCCUUGAUCCUGACGUCGUCAUUCCGUAUUUGAAGGAUCAUAUCAGCUGGGGAGCCAAUGGAGAAGUCGUCGAUCUUCACAAAUUCCCGUCGCUUGAGGUCACAGUGCUGUGCACGCCUCUGACGUUCUCAAGUGGUGCAGAAUAUCCCUCUGAGGGAAAGCCAAAGAUCUAUCCGGACGUUACACAUGGGCGCAUUGGGGGCAGUCGUCUUGCCCAUGCGCAGGAGUAA
This is a messenger RNA of Psilocybe cubensis, 1548 nucleotides long. RefSeq lists its product as uncharacterized. Bases 1 to 1548 code for a protein of 515 amino acids. The transcript is spliced from 8 exons. The record is from RefSeq and is a predicted model, not a curated record. Gene Ontology annotation, molecular function: oxidoreductase activity. Lineage: Eukaryota; Fungi; Basidiomycota; Agaricomycetes; Agaricales; Agrocybaceae.